Molecule: messenger RNA, 1701 nt
Organism: Periconia digitata
Lineage: Eukaryota; Fungi; Ascomycota; Dothideomycetes; Pleosporales; Periconiaceae
Source: the annotation of a GenBank genome assembly
UACCCGACCUGUACCAUUCACAUUCCUGUCAUGUGUGGCAUCUUUUUCACUUUAACUCGCGAUGACCAUCCCGGCCCGGAUACCAAAACGCGGAAGCUUCUCGAGAAUCGAGGUCCUGAUAGCUUCAGAGGAUCUCCUGAAAUCAUCACCACAGCUUCUACUAACCUCUAUGCCAAUUUUUUGUCUUCUGUCCUCUCUCUGAGAGGUUCAGAAAUGGUCGAGCAGCCUCUUUGUCACUCUCCCACAGGGUCCAUGCUCUGCUGGAAUGGUGAGGCUUGGGGAUGUAGCGACAGCGCAAUGCAGAUCGAAGAUGAUUCCACGUUCAUGCUUUAUAAUCUGAUUCCCUUCCAGGCAAAAGAGCGAAAAGAUGCAGCAACGGAAACUAUCGGAUUCCUUUCGACUGUCCGCGGCCCCUAUGCUUUUGUCUUUUACGACGCGACCAAUAGAUUCAUAUAUUAUGGAAGAGACUGUCUUGGCAGGCGGUCUUUGCUGCAGAAGACUACGCCUGAUGACCAAUUAAUCCUCUCGAGCGUUUGUGAUAAUACAUCUGGACAGAACUGGACAGAGCUAGAAGCAGACGGGAUCUAUAUGAUUGAUCUAGACGACGACAGAAUCUCACACUCCAUCGUAGAGGCUACCACCCACAUCCCUCGUCGCAAGUCUGGACAGCUUAAUGACCCUUUUCCUCCUCUUAAUCUGUCAGUCGAAUCGAGCUUGGUUGAACUACAUGCACAUCCAUCCAAGACUCUGGACACCCUCCGGAAAGCGGUAGAAUUGCGAACAAAUCAUGUCCGUGAUGCGCGCGACAUCGUGUACCCACAUCCUAACGAUACAGAGGCGAGAGUAGCUGUGCUGUUUUCUGGUGGGCUCGAUUGCACAAUUCUAGCGCGCCUUGCACAUGAUACGAUCAGGCCUCAACAGAGCAUUGAUUUAAUCAACGUCGCUUUCGAAAACCCCCGCAUACACAGCAAUCUUGAUCCCGGGGUGUCACCAUAUGAGCUUUGUCCGGACCGUAUCACUGGAAGAGCUUCUUUUGCUGAGCUUUCCAGGAUGUGUCCUGGUCGUGUUUGGCGUUUUGUGGCAAUCGAUGUCCCCUACAAAGAGACUGUAAAAAAUCGAAACAAGGUCAUGACUUUAAUGCACCCCCACAAUACCGAAAUGGAUCUUUCGAUCUCGUAUGCUCUGUACUUUGCUUCAAAGGGGGCUGGUAUGGCCCAGAGCCCUUCGGGCGAACACCCAUAUACCUCCCCUGCGCGCGUGCUCCUGUCAGGUUUAGGUGCUGACGAGCUUUUUGGCGGUUACCAGCGGCAUGCGGUGGCAUAUUCACGUCGUGGCUAUGAAGGCCUUCUCGACGAACUAUGGCUCGAUUUUAGUCGCUUAGGAAAACGGAAUCUCGGACGCGACGACCGUGUUAUUAGCGACUCCGGUAGAGAGGUGCGGUUUCCAUAUCUUGAUGAAGCUUUCGUCUCCCUUGCUUUGCAGCUGCCGGUACGCUCAAAGUGCGAUUUUGGCCAACCGGAAAAGCCAGCAUCCGAUGAUCCAUUUCAGUUCCUGGAGCCUGGAAAGAGACUUUUGAGGGUCAUGGCCUGGUACUUGGGCUUGAAGGACGUUGCAGCAGAAAAGAAGCGCGCGAUACAAUUUGGUGCCCGUACGGCCAAGAUGGAGACUGGUAAGACAAAGGGCACUCAGAAACUGAGUUGA